Messenger RNA from Lucilia sericata (common green bottle fly), 6306 nucleotides. It is a transcript of the gene cwo, whose product is annotated as transcription factor cwo. Gene Ontology annotation, cellular component: nucleus. Bases 2135 to 4099 code for a protein of 654 amino acids. Gene Ontology annotation, biological process: anterior/posterior pattern specification; regulation of transcription by RNA polymerase II; regulation of neurogenesis. Gene Ontology annotation, molecular function: DNA-binding transcription factor activity, RNA polymerase II-specific; protein dimerization activity; RNA polymerase II cis-regulatory region sequence-specific DNA binding. The transcript is spliced from 4 exons. The record is from RefSeq and is a predicted model, not a curated record. Lineage: Eukaryota; Metazoa; Arthropoda; Insecta; Diptera; Calliphoridae.
AUCUACAAUAAUGUUGUGAGAGUGUGUGUACGGAUACGUGUGUAUGUCUCGUGUUAAUUUUAGAAAAUUUCCUCAAAUAAAAUUCAUUUCAAUUCAGUCACUGGUGGCAAACGGGUGAAGUUAUUUUUAAAUAGCGCAACGUUGUUUUGUAUGAAAUAAAAUUCAAAUUAACAAAAAAAAAGAAGAAAAAAGUGAAUGAAUUUAAAUAAUUUUUGUAAUACAGAAAAAAAAUGUACAUACCUAGUUAAAUAUUUUUUAUAAAUUUAAAAAAAAAAUUGAAUUGAAAUUAAAAGAAAAAACGUGAAAAAGGUUGUGAAUUACAAAAAAUACAAGUAAAAAACGUGAAAAUUCCUAAGAGAGAAGAAAGAAAGAAAAAAAGUAGAAUUGUUUGUACGUGUUUAAAGUUUAACAGACCAGAAAACACGUUUCAGUCUCAUGAAAAUAUAAAAUAAAUAUUAAAUAAUUUUAAUUAAAAAGAAAUCAAGGUUUUAAAAGACAAAAUAUUACAAAAAACAGGUGUUUUAAAUUUAUUUUUAAAUUAAUAAAUGAAAACAAAGUUAAGGAAUUACAAAAAAAACCGGGCGGUGCCUAGUGUAAAGUAAAAAAAAAAUUAUAAAAAAUAUACAAUUAAUAAAUAAAAGAAAAAUCAACAGCAACAACAACAACAAUAGCAGCAGCUCUACAAACGCAACAACAACAAGCAUAUAAAACGCAUGGAAAAUUCCAAAAGUUUAAAUACAUAUUUCACAAGUAAACAAGUUUUUUUAUUAAUAAAACAACAACAACAGCAGCAACAACACAAACAUAAAAAUAAAUAAAAUAAACACAAAAAUAUACAGUGUUAAUAAAAAUUUAAAGAAAGAAAAAAAAUUAAAUGCUCACGUUUUUAAAGCAUUAAUUUUGGUUGGUGUAACAAAGAAAAAAUUCACAAAAAUUUAAUUUCGAAAUCAAAUAAUAAUAAAAAAAAAGUUGAAAAAGAGCAUACAACAAUAGCAACAACAAAAUCAGCACACAUACACAAUUAAUUUCGUGUGGACUUUGGUAUUUUUUUUUUUUUUUUUUCUAAAUGGUAUCGAUGUGUGUAGUAGAAAUAUCUAGUGAAUAAAUACGAAAAAAAUACAGUGAGAGUUUGCUUAACAAAAAAAAAAAAACCAACAACGAAAACGUUUUUUUUUCGUUUUAUAAUUGUUUGCUCUCAACGCGUAAGUGUCUUGUUUUAUUCUCUCAGUGUAAGAGUAACUGUGUGUGCAGGUGUGUAAUGUAAGUUGGUCGUGUGCACACAAUAUACAAAUAAACAUACAUACGUGAGAGAGUGUUAUAAGCGAACGAAUAGUGUUACGCGUGCAAGUUACAACGUAAGAAUUUCACUGAAAAAAAUCAUUAGAAAAACAAACGACAAAUUACACCUGUCUUUAUAAUAAAUUAAAAGAAAGUUUUAGCAACUACAAAAAAUCAGUGUAAAGCAUUUAAAUUAAAGAAAAUUUAUCAUAAAAAAAUUCAUCAAAAAUUCCCACCUUUUUGAAAAAAGCAAAGAAAUUAAUCACAACCCCAUAAAAUCAAACGUGUUCAAUGUCUUAACUAAAUUACCGUAAUUACUAACUGUUGCUCUCCUUAACUCUCAAUUUUAACGGUUAAACUCUGAGCUCUAGUGUUAUUCCUUAAAACAAAAACAAAUUAAAAAAAAAACACAAGGCAGCCAGACAUACAAACAUAAAUAUUGUUUGUCUCAGUUUCAAUUUUACUCUCCACAAAACAACAACCUGUUUGAGUGUAUAUUUCUAAAAUUGUUUUGUACUGUGUUUAAUAAUAAAAAAAAACCUCUAAAAAAUAACAAAAUUUUUUAAAAACUUAUUUAACAACAAAAAAAAAAACCAUCAACAUUCCACCACAACAGCAAAUUGUUUUAAAAGCUUCUACGCUGCCGCCAACAAUUACAUCCUGUUCAUUAGCAACUCCUGUUUUAGGUUCAAAACAUACUACUUUCUUCUUAACAUCAACAUCAUCAGCACCCACUUUAUUGUCGUCAUUGACGUUGAACCUUAGUGAUAUUUCGGGCCCACGCUAUAACAACAACAGCAACAUCAUUGAGAAGCAAACGAUUAUUAGCAGGCGUCAGAAAAUUAAAAACGAAAUUAUGGAACCGUAUUGGAGCGAAGCAAAUGGACAUGCUCCACACUCGGUGAAGUAUGAGAAUGAGGCAGCAGUAUCCAGUUUUCCUUAUUGUACAGAAUCUAGUUUAAAUUUUUCAACAAAUGCCACCGCCUACAGCGAGGAUGAUGCAGAAUAUGCCACCGGAAGACGUAAUAAAACCUCGAGGCAAGAUCCGUUGUCACAUCGUAUUAUUGAAAAGAGACGACGAGAUCGGAUGAAUUCAUGUUUGGCCGAUUUGUCACGCCUAAUCCCACCGCAAUAUCAACGUAAAGGGCGUGGUCGUAUUGAAAAAACUGAAAUCAUUGAAAUGGCCAUACGUCAUCUGAAACAUUUACAAAGUGAAUGCCUGCAGAAGGACAAUGAAUAUCGUAUGGGCUAUACGGAUUGUAUGAAAGAGGCGGCAAAAUUUCUAUACGAUAGUCAAAUGCAAGAAUUCUGCUAUCGUCUAUUGGCACGCCUACAGGAACAUUGUGAUGAGAUCAUGAAAAAUGAUUGUUUCCGUAAUCGUGGCGGUUGUCAUGCGUCCGAUAAUGUAAGUGCUUCUAGUGGUAGUCCACAUCAAACGUUUCAUCCGGUGCCACCCUUAUGCCAAUUACGUGAUAUGUUGGGUACUUCCGACAUUGAGCACAGUAACGAUCACAAUGAUGUAAAAGAUCUCAGUUUUCGCAAUCACAUUAAUCAAUUGCAGCGCAAUGUUAAUGUCACCCAAAUGGAUACGAAUGCCAAUGAUGGUCAUGGCAUUGCCAGUGUAACUAAUAAUACAAACAAUAACAUUUCUAGUAAUUCUACUACAACGGCUUCGACAGUUACUGCUAAUAAUCCCACAAGUUCGUCAACAACGUCUGGUAAUUUGAGUGUUAGUUCAGCGGCACAGCAGCAACCACAACAACAGCCUCAUCAAGCUCCCGUUAUUACCUCAACUGCUCCAGCUUCCCUGCAUCAUCACACAGACUCUAGUAAUCAUGAUUUCGAUUCUUCCCGAGAGCCCAUACUACACACUGAUACUUCAAAUAUGCAUUCACCACCCCCGCGCGAUACACUACUCUCCAGCCAUCAUCAUCAUCACCAUCAUCUCAAUAAUACACAUGCUCACUUGGGCCAUCACCAGGACAGCAUGCUGCAGGGACGUUUACGCAAUUACUCCGAGUCAUCGCAUGAUAUUGAGCACAACAAUAACUACAAGUACAAAAAUCACAUUAAGGAACGUUUCAAUCAUGAACUGCACGACGAGGAGACAUCCAGUGAACACGGUCCUGCCCCGCCUUUAUUGCAAAGCGAAAAUUCACAUGCCCAUUCCGAACAUUCUAAGGAUGGCACUGAGCCCGAGAUUGCACCCAUUAUUGCCAAAAAACGUAAAUUGGCUGAAGCUGCCAGCAGUCACAAUGACAGCACUACCGAUGAUGCAGAUGUACGUGUCGCUCCCUCCUCAAGAACCAACAACAUCAACCUGUUGAAUUCAGUGACCAGAGAUGAGAAGCCCUUUGGACCUUUUAGUGACAUUAAAACUGAGGCCUCCACCGGUCCGCUCAUACACAAUAAAACCCAUUUAAGUGCUCCCACCAGUACCACCGCCCCACUGCCGGCUCGUAGCUUUGCUGUGCCCAUCUUUGCUCUACACAGCCAAGGCACCUAUUAUGUGCCCCUCAAUGUGGACUACAAUGUACUGAUACCCUUCCUCAAUGGUGUCGAUUUAUUGGAAAAGAAUUUUACCUCAAUGCCUGUGGUGCAUCCCAUUAAUAUUAAUGUCAACUUCAUGCCCACCACCUCAGCUUCUCUCUUGGCUGUGGCUGCAGCAGCAGUGGCGGCCGGUAAGCAACAGCAGCAACAACAACAACAGCAAUCGUCCACAGUACUAAAUGGUUCUGUGGCCACAGCAGCCGCCAAUGCAGUGGCUGCGGUAGCUAAAGCCAAAUUUGAAGCCAUAACAAAUGUUGCAAACGGUUGGUGAAUAAAAUAUUUAAAUGCAUUAUUUUUUCUUAUAGAGAAAAUAAAAAAAUCAUAACUCAACAAAUUGAAUACGAAUUUCAAUUCAAUUUUAUUCAUAUUUUCACUGGAAAAAGCCACACCAUCACCAACUACUGGGCUGGGCAGCUUCUCCAAAUAAUAUCGAAAAUUGAAUUGAAUUUUUUUUUUUUACAAAAAACUACCACAACAAACUAAUAUUAUUAGUAACACUAAAUAGAAAAACAUGAAAAUGAAAUGGAACUACCUCAGAAUGCUGUGAAAAUAAUCAUAUAAUGGUUUUUUAUAGCUAGAAUCUAAAAAGGAAGGUACAUAUUGUAUGUAUUUGAAACACACAAACAAAAAAAACUCUAAAAUAUUCAAUUAUACUCUAACUCCUUACUACAAUGGGCGUUAAUAUGCCAUUGCAAAAUCGCUUGGUAGACCAUAUUUUGCAAUUGUAGCGAAGUAUAAUAAAAUGAUUUAAAAACUAUUUUUAUCUCUUUUUCAUCAUGUUUUUGAUGUGGUUCUAUAAAAUACAAUUAAAAUAUGGCUACUAAAAAGAUUCAUUCAUAUGGUCCGUUCGAUUGAUUUUGAGAUAUUGCUAAAACUAGAAUUUGUCACUUUUGAAUAAAAAGAAAAAUUGAUAAAUUUUUGUUUUUGAUGACAUGUUUAUAAACAUUGUUGCGGACACUUUGCUUCUUAAAGCUCUAAGUUGCAAUAUAACGUUUUAAAGAGAUUUUUUUUGAUUGAUCAAUUAAAAACGUUAAGAAAAAUCCUCCUGUAAGUUUGGCAUUUAUCAAAGUAAAUUAAUAAAGUAGCGACACGAGUUGUUGUACAACAAACGUCUACAAAAACCACAGGCAAUUUGUUUUUGUUCGAAAUACUCACUUGUCAAAAUUUGUUUACAAAAAUGAACCAAUAAUUAAUGGAAAAUAUGGCAUUAUUGUUGUACUUUCCAAAAAUAUGUUGUUAUUUAUAUUAAAAGUCACAGAGUUUUCUUUAUUUUUUAAAAAUUAGAACAUUUUUAAAAAUAUUAUACACUUAAAAUACACUUUUUCACAUUAAAUACAACAAAUUACUCAGAAAUUUGUACAAAAGCAAGCGUUAAAAUGAAAACAAAUAUGGCAACAUAAACAUUUUUGACAAGUAAGUCCACAAAUAGCAAGUUUAAAAAAAAUAGUCAGCUGUUCAAAUGAGUUUACUUUAUAAAUUUACUUUGGCAUUAAUGACGUUUUUAAACAUGGCGGCAUAAACAUAAAGCUAUCACAAUGUUUCUGUUUAAAUUAUUAUUGAUUGAUCAAUAAUCUAUUGCUAUUUUAACACGUUAGAAGAUCCUAAAAGUGACAGUUGCAAAGUUAAAGGCGCUUUUAAUUUACACCAUUUUGAAAACGGUGCUAAAGCUAAAACACGAGCGUAGGCCGGAUCUACUAUGUGCAAGUUUUUAGAAAAUGUUUUUAAAUAUUCGUUUAGAUUUUCUAAGAAUACGACUGAAAUUAACUUUAAGCUGGAAAAAAACUUUCAAAAUUUUAAUAGCGUUUACACAAAUACAAAUAUUUUUAUAAAAGAAAAGAAAAAAAUGUUUCAAUAAAACCACCGAUUUUGUUUAUUUAUUCAAUAAAACUAAAGAUUUGGCAUUUAGUGUAAACGCUGUUAAAAUGUUAAUGUUUUUCUAAAUAUGGCAAAUAAUUUAAUUAAAUAAUUACUAAUUCUCUAAAGAAAUGUAUUUAAAAAAAGAAUUAAACAAAUUCGGCUGGGCCGAAUCUAAUAAUACCCUCUACCUAUUUACAAUGUGAAAUAUAUUUAAGUUUUAAGCAAAAUUUUAAAAUUUAAGUAGCUAAACCUAGAUUAUUUGUCAAGUUUAACAGUUUUCUUUUAUAUUAAAACGUUUUUUCGCUGUUUGGUUUAUUUAUUUAGCUAGAAUGUUGGUUCAAACUGUUUUCAAAUCUGUGGAUCCAACAAGACUGAUUAAAAAUAAAUAGAAAUUUGCCAAAUGGUGCAGACAUUAUAGUAGGUAAAGGGUAUUUUGUAAUCCAAAAAGAUUGAAAAAAUGUUGAAGAUUUCAAAUAUCAACUAUAUAAUUGAAAUUUUAAUAAAAUUCAAUAUUAAUUAAUUAAACAUAAGCUAUAAGUUUUUUUUGUUAUAAAAAAAUGUUCAAUAAAUUAGUUUAUGCUUUGUACCUGUUUAAAAAAAAAAGUACUAUUUAAAAUAAUA